CGCCGGUGCAUGCGGCGCGGGCGCAGGCCCAGGCCCGAUGGCGGCCACGGCCGCCAUGUCCCUGAGUAAUUACAGCAGCCUGAACCGGGCCCAGCUUACCUUCGAAUACCUGCACACCAACUCAACUACCCAUGAGUUUUUGUUUGGUGCCCUUGCUGAACUUGUAGAUAAUGCCAGAGAUGCAGAUGCCACGAGAAUAGACAUUUAUACUGAGCAACGAGAGGACCUGCGAGGUGGAUUCAUGCUAUGUUUUUUGGAUGAUGGAACAGGAAUGGAUUCAAAUGAAGCUGCCAGUGUUAUCCAGUUUGGUAAAUCAGCCAAGCGAUCACCUGAGUCAACUCAAAUUGGGCAGUAUGGAAACGGCUUGAAAUCGGGUUCCAUGCGGAUUGGGAAGGAUUUUAUCCUGUUCACAAAGAAAGAUAACACCAUGACUUGCCUCCUCUUAUCACGGACAUUCCAUGAGGAAGAAGGCAUCGACGAGGUCAUCGUUCCCCUACCCACCUGGAACGCACGGAGCCGUGAACCCCUGACGGACAACAUGGAGAAAUUUGCUAUUGAGACGGAGCUCAUCUACAAGUAUUCCCCUUUCAAAUCAGAAUGGGAAGUGAUGGACCAGUUCAAUAAGAUACGUGGUGACAAAGGCACUCUGGUGAUCAUCUUUAACCUCAAACUAAUGGAUAAUGGAGAGCCAGAGCUGGAUGUGACUUCUGACCCUCAAGAUAUUCAGAUGGCAGAAACACCCCCAGAGGGAACCAAGCCGGAGCGCCGUUCCUUCCGUGCCUAUGCUGCUGUGCUUUAUAUUGAUCCCAGGAUGAGGAUCUUCAUCAAUGGACACAAAGUACAAACCAAACGACUCUCAUGCUGCCUCUACAAGCCAAGGAUGUACAAAUACACUUCAAACCGUUUCAAGACCCGUGCAGAGCAAGAGGUGAAGAAAGCAGAGCACUUGGCAAGGAUAGCGGAAGAGAAGGCUCGCGAGGCGGAGAGCAAAGCCCGUGCCCUCGAGUUACGCCUCGGAGGGGAUCUCACGCGGGAGUCUAGGGUGACAUUGCGUCAGGUCCAGAACUCUGCCAUCACCAUGCGGCGGGAGGCUGACGUCAAGAAAAGGAUUAAGGAUGCAAAGCAGCGGGCACUGAAGGAGCCCAAGGAGCUGAAUUUUAUCUUUGGGGUGAACAUUGAGCAGCGCGAGCUGGACGGCAUGUUCAUUUAUAACUGCAGUCGGCUGAUCAAGAUGUAUGAGAAGGUGGGCCCACAGCUGGAGGGUGGCAUGGCAUGUGGAGGAGUGGUAGGCGUGGUGGAUGUGCCCUAUUUGGUUCUGGAGCCAACCCAUAAUAAACAAGACUUUGCUGAUGCCAAGGAGUAUCGACACUUGCUGAAGGCCAUGGGAGAGCAUUUGGCUCAGUAUUGGAAGGAUGUUGCAAUAGCCCAGAGAGGUAUCAUCAAGUUCUGGGAUGAAUUUGGUUAUUUAUCAGCAAACUGGAACCAGCCUCCGUCUAGUGAACUGCGUUACAAGCGCAGGAGAGCCAUGGAGAUCCCCACCACAAUUCAGUGCGAUGUCUGUCUGAAGUGGCGGACUCUCCCGUUCCAGCUGAGCUCAGUGGAGAGGAACUACCCUGACACCUGGGUGUGCUCCAUGAACCCUGAUCCUGAACAAGACAGAUGUGAGGCUGCAGAGCAGAAGCAGAAGGUACCACUGGGAUCUCUAAAAAAAGACUUGAAAUCAAAUGAGGAAAAGCAGAAACAACUGACAGAGAAAAUCCGCCAGCAGCAGAAAAAGCUGGAAGCUCUGCAGAAAACCACUCCAAUUCUAUCUCAGGCUGACUUAAAGAAACUACCUCUGGAAGUGACUACACGGCCUUCAAGGGAGCCCACCCGAUCUCAGCGCCCACGAUCUCCUCCUUUGCCUGAUGUAAUCAAGAAUGCUCCCAGCAGGCCACCAGGAUCUUCACCUCCUCACAAGUCCUGCACUCAGCUGAAAAAAAGUUCUUCAGAUCAUCCAAAUACCAGCUCCCUCAGGCUAGCAAGCAUGCUCUUCAAGGAGGAGGCCAGCACUUCCAGGACAAACCAUCACACUGUGACAGCUGGGAAGUCUAACAGCACUUUAAAAACUCUUGCCAAGUCAGGUACAAGCCUGAAGUCGCUCUCUGGCCAACAGAGUCCCAAAAGCUCACGUGAGACACCCAAUCCAAAAGCAGCCAAGGUGCCAGCAGUAAGGAAAUCUGCCUCUGGCAAAUGUUUACAGGCUUCCAGCACUCGAAAGAGGGCCUCGAACAUCCCAGAGGAUGGGUCUGAGGAGGAGGGUGAGCCCAAAAAGGAGAGGACAAAACGAGGAAAAUUUUUGGCAGUGAAAGAAGAGAAGGAUUCCAAUGAGGUGGUGGUGGAGCUCACAGACAGUGCUGGAGAGGAAGAGUUGUUGGAACUGAAGAAAGCACAGAAAGAUAAAGGGCUGCACGUGGAAGUGCGUGUGAACAAGGAAUGGUUCACAGGCCGUGUCACAGCUGUGGAAAGGGUCAGGCAUGCAAUCCGGUGGAAGGUGAAGUUUGAUUAUGUCCCUACGGACACCACACCAAGGGAUCGCUGGGUAGAGAAGGGCAGUGAGGAUGUAAGGCUUAUGAAGCCUCCCUCUCCUGAGUACCAGGCUCCAGACACACAGCAGCAAGAGGAUGCCGUCAUGGCCGAACCUUCUACCUCGGAUUGCAUCAGAAUCGAGCCUGACACCACUGGUCCCAGCAGCAGCCAAGAAACAGUUGACUUACUAGUCCAGAUCCUUAGGAAUUGUUUGCGAUACUUCUUGCCUCCAAAUUUUCCAAUCUCCAAGAAUGAGCUGAGUUCCAUGAGCUCAGAAGGGUUGUUGGCAUUUCCCUUGAAAGAAUAUUUUAAGCAGUAUGAGGUGGGUCUGCAGAACCUGUGCAAUUCAUAUCAGACACGUGCCGAUGCCCGGGCCAAAGCCUCUGAGGAAAACCUCCGGAACUUAGAAAGGAAGCUGAGGGAAACAGAGGAGAAACUGCAGAAGUUGAGGACUAAUAUCAUGGCCCUUCUGCAAAAAGUGCAGGAGGACAUUGAUAUUAAUACAGAUGAUGAACUGGAUGCAUAUAUUGAGGACUUGAUCAUGAAAGGUGACUGAACAGCUCCAGCACAAGUCGUGGAGAACUGCAGAAGAGCUGGCUGCUGCAGAGGGAGAUGUGGAUCUCUGUGCAGGUGGACUGAGGCAGCUGAUGAGGAGAGAGUUUUUUAGACAGCGCUCAUGUUGGUGUACAACUUGUUCCUGUGACUGUACAUGAGAAGCAUUUGUGCUGUUGGCAGGAAAAUUUUUAACUUUGUAGUUCUCUGAAUCUCUUCCUUUUGUUUAUAAAUAUUUAUUUUUAAAAGAAAUGGGAACUGUGCCUGUUAAAAUGGCUGGUUUUAGUGAUGUAGAAGUGUGAGUAUCGCUUUUGCAACUCAAGUAUAUUCAUAUGCUAAACCUGGGAGCUCGGAGCACCCUGCUUAGCUUACUGGUUCUCCAGCAAGAAGCUGGCAGCAAUUAAAAAAUAAGCCUUGAGUUGUGGCAGAGGGGGUCAGGCUUUUUUUGUGGAAGAUACUGAACUUGAGGUAGAGAAAGCCAAGCCAUGAAUUGGAGCUAUAGAAAGGAGAUGUCCUUGUAUGAGUGUGAGUAGAGGGGAUGGAACAUUGGUGGAACUCGGAAAUUGGCACUGGCACCUGCAGUUAGCUUCCUGAACAGGAGGUUGCUGCAAGUGGGUGAAACUGCCACCGUGGUAAUAGCCAAGAGGCUGAGGUCCUUGUAGAAGAGGAUCACCUCCUGGACUGCUCACAGUCAGAGGAAGAAUGCUGGCGUUUGGGUUCUCUGCUUGCAGUCACUUUAUCACUCACUUCUGCUGCUGUUUCUUUGAGACAUAAGUACAGCAUCAGAACAACUCCUCAUCCACCUGACAAUAAAGUGACCCCUGUUCUAUUUUCACCCC
Melospiza georgiana is the source of this 3959-nucleotide messenger RNA. It is a transcript of the gene MORC2, whose product is annotated as MORC family CW-type zinc finger 2. Gene Ontology annotation, molecular function: zinc ion binding. NCBI's taxonomy places the organism in Eukaryota, Metazoa, Chordata, Aves, Passeriformes, Passerellidae. The coding region runs from base 38 to 3124 and encodes 1028 amino acids. Gene Ontology annotation, cellular component: nucleus. The transcript is spliced from 26 exons. The record is from RefSeq and is a predicted model, not a curated record.